CUUAUAUAUACACUUAAUUGCUUGUUACCUUUUAUUUAGUUACGGAUCCUCUUACAACUGAAAUAUUAUUUACUUUGAGACUAACAACGAAAAUUAAUUAAAAUGAAGUUUUGUGCGAAUCUUGCAUUUAUGUUUACGGAAAGCUCAAGUAUAUUAGAAAGAUACGCUCUAGCAAAAGAUGCGGGCUUUAGAGCAGUGGAAUCUGGAUUUCCUUUGGGUUACUCUUUGGAGCAAGUUAAACAAGCAAAAGAAAUGGCUGGUAUUGAACAAGUAUUAAUUAAUCUCAAGACAGGAGAUGUAACUAAAGGGGAAUUAGGAGUUACUGCUGUACCAGGCAAAGAAAAUGAAUUCAAAGACAAUUUAAAGUCAACUAUUGACUAUGCAAGAGCUCUUGGUGCCCAAAAAAUUCACAUUAUGGCUGGAAAAUUGGAAAAUGUAUCCUCUGAAAAUUGGACAACCUAUGAAAAUAACUUGAAAUAUGCUGCAAGUGUUUUAAAGAAUGAAAAUAUAUUAGGUGUCAUUGAACCUAUAAAUCAACACUCUGUGCCUAAAUAUUUCUUAAGUGACUUUCAGAAAGCUGUUGAUAUAAUCAAAAGGAUAAACAGUGACAAUCUAAAAUUGCAAUUGGACAUUUUCCACCUGCAACAUAUCUGUGGUGAUCUCUCAUACAAUAUCAAGAACCUAAUGCCAUAUGUGGGUCAUGUGCAGAUAGCUCAAGUCCCAAACCGUAACGAACCAAACACACCAGGAGAAAUCAACUACAAGUACAUACUUGAGCACUUGCAGAGAUGUGGCUACAAUGACUGGAUAGGCCUUGAAUAUAAACCAGCUGGCAACAGUAAAGAGGGACUCAAAUGGGUCAAAGAAUAUGGCUACACAUUGUGAUGUAAAAAAAAUAUGUUGUAAAUAUGUUUAUAUGAAAUACUGGUGAGGAUUCUGUAAAUAAAACAAAUUUCUAGCAGUUGGUUUGUAAUAUUAAAAAACUCAUAAUUAACAUAACCCAUAAAUAACA
Vanessa tameamea is the source of this 1012-nucleotide messenger RNA. It is a transcript of the gene Gip, whose product is annotated as putative hydroxypyruvate isomerase. Bases 103 to 885 code for a protein of 260 amino acids. The transcript is spliced from 4 exons. The record is from RefSeq and is a predicted model, not a curated record. Lineage: Eukaryota; Metazoa; Arthropoda; Insecta; Lepidoptera; Nymphalidae.